GUUUGAAAAACAAAUAUUAAAAUGAACAUAUUACUCUAUUUUAUUACUGCAAAAUAAAGUAAUUGUGUUAAACUUCAAUAAAUGGAGCCUUACUCCUGGUAUUGAUACGUCUUUAGAAAGAUGGAAGAAACAAUGAAUCAAAUGUCAAUGCUGUGUAUUAAGUCAGAUAAUCAUUCUGGUGACAAAGAUUUAAAUCAUUCUAAUAUUGUAACAUCUGUAAAUAAAAAUUUGUUGAAUAACAGUAAUCGACAUUCCUUUAAUUGUAUAAAAAUUUCAACAACGAAAAAAGCCAAAAGAAUACGAUUUUUUAGAAAUGGUGAUAAAUUUUAUAACGGAGUUGUUGUUGCAGUUACCCCUGAAAGAUAUAGGAGUUUUGAUAGUCUUAUUUCUGAUUUGACAAGAGCAUUAAUUUCUAAUGUUACUUUACCAAAUGGUGUACGAAUUAUAUAUACUAUGGAUGGAAAAAAAGUUCAAGAUAUAAGUGAUUUAGAAGACGGUAAAAGUUAUGUUGUAUCAGGUCAAGGUGAAGUUUUUAAGAAAGUAGAUUAUUCUUCUUCGACUGUAAAAAGAGGAAGCUCUAUGUCUGGAUUACCAUCAUCACCGGCAAUUAAUGUAAGACAAAUUACUAGUAGUCCUUUAUGUAUUAAAGCAAAAAUUAUAACUUUAAUACGAAAUGGAAUAAAACCAAGAAAGAUUGUAAGGCUUUUAUUAAAUAAAAGAAACUCUCCAAGUAUCGAGCAUGUAUUAGAAGCAAUAACGGAAGUUAUAAAAUUAGAUUCAGGUGCAGCUAGAAAAGUUUAUGCGUUAUCUGGUAAUCAAAUAACACUGUUAGAGCAAUUUUUUGGCAAUGAAGACAUUUUUAUAAUUUACGGUCCUGAAAAACCAAAUCAUGAAGAUUUUGAACUUGAUCUUGAAGAAUCAAAAUGUGUUCAAGGGUUUCGUAGAGGUCAAUGUAUUAAAAAGCACAAUGGACCAAUGCCAAAAAUGCCAGCUCGUAAGAUAGAUAAAAGAUUAUCAUAUACAUUGCAAGUUAGAACACCAAGUCCAUCAGCACUAAAUUUUCCUAAUUCCCUAAAGUUGCAUUAUAAUAUUGGACAUGUUAUUGGAGAUGGAAACUUUGCUGUAGUUAGACAAUGUACUCACAAAGUUACUGGAAUUUGCUAUGCUUUAAAAAUUAUUGAUAAAUAUAAAUGCCAAGGAAAAGAGGCUAUGCUGGCACGAGAAGUAGCAAUUUUACGUCAAGUUUGUCAUCCAAAUAUAAUUAGUUUAAUAGAAGAGCAAGAAACUAAUGAUCAUCUAUUUCUAAUAAUGGAACUAAUGAAGGGUGGAGAUUUGUUCGAUGCAAUAGCUACAGCAACAAAAUUUUCGGAAGCUGAUGCAAGUACAAUGAUAAGUCAUUUGUGUUAUGCUCUUGCAUAUUUGCAUUCUCAUCAAAUAGUUCAUAGAGAUGUUAAGCCUGAAAAUUUAUUAGUUCAAAUUAAUGGUCAUCGAAUACAUUGUCUUAAACUUGCUGAUUUUGGACUUGCUCAAUUUGUACAAGAACCAUUGUAUACUAUUUGCGGCACUCCCACUUACGUGGCUCCAGAAAUACUUGCUGGAGUAGGAUAUGGGUUAAAGAUUGAUGUUUGGGCCGCUGGAGUUAUUUUAUAUAUUCUUUUGUGUGGUUUUCCACCUUUUAUAUCUACCGAAAAUUUACAAGAAAAAUUAUUUGAACGAAUUCUUACUGGGCAAUACGAAUUUACUUCUCCAUAUUGGAAUAAUAUUUCACAUUCAGCCAAAGAACUUAUUUCAAACAUGCUACAAGCGCAACCGGAAUUACGUUUUAGUGCAGAGGAUGUUUUAGAUCAUCCUUGGAUAUUGGAAGCAAAUCAACAGUUAGAAUAUGAAAAUUCAUUGAAUCAUCAAAUUAACAUUGGAAUAAGCAGUAUAAGUCGUUAACACAGUGCAAUAGCUUUCUUUGAAAGCUUCAAACUAAAUAAAUUGUACAAAAUCUGUAAUUUUAAUCUAAAUAAUUUUGAAUUUAUUUAAAAGACU
Molecule: messenger RNA, 2034 nt
Organism: Ceratosolen solmsi marchali
Lineage: Eukaryota; Metazoa; Arthropoda; Insecta; Hymenoptera; Agaonidae
Product: serine/threonine-protein kinase GD17699
Exons: 6
Coding region: 121-1938 (605 amino acids)
Biological process (GO): protein phosphorylation; intracellular signal transduction
Molecular function (GO): protein kinase activity; ATP binding
Source: RefSeq, a predicted model, not a curated record